This is a messenger RNA of Paramuricea clavata, 2065 nucleotides long. The record is from the annotation of a GenBank genome assembly. NCBI's taxonomy places the organism in Eukaryota, Metazoa, Cnidaria, Anthozoa, Malacalcyonacea, Plexauridae.
AUGAGUGGAACAUUACUUUUAAUCUUUACCAGCACAGCGUACUUGGUUCUGGAGACAAAUGGUUUGGCUGCUGCUCCGAAAAUCCAAUACACGCAUGGCGUAAGUCAAUAUUUAAUUGCGCGCUAAAUGGCACUAUGUUUCAUUGGUAGAUUUAAGGCCGAGACACACCGGACGGCGGACGCGAUUUGACAACGCGGCGCGAUUUUUCGAUUUUCACUGACCGAUAAUUAACUUUGAUUCUGGCUUGAGUUUUUCAAAUAUUUAGCAGCGCUUUAACAAUUUGAGUUAUUUGGUCUACAUAUCUUUUAACAUUUCCUUUCAUUGGCUAUUUUAUUAACUUUCAAAAACUGAAAAAUAGCGUCCGGAGUGUCUCGGCCUUUACAAUGCGUGACUGCUAACACUCAGCAACUCCUCGUUUGACCGGGACUUUUCGCUGUUGAGGAUUCCCUGCCUUUAACCGUGUAGAGAUAAGAAGUAUCCAUGUAAUAAUAUUAUAAUGUACAAACUAAGUUAAAUAAAUUUGUGUGCUCAGCUCGAAUUCGCCUGCAUUGUUUCAUGUGUUCAUUCAAUGAAUCCAACUGUGGGCGGUAAUAAUUUAACGCUGGAUAUAUUACCCUCGGUUAAAAUUUAAUCUGCUGUUUUAGUUUAUGUAUUUCUGCACGUCUAUUUGUUUCAAAACCUCAGAAGAAGAAAACUCCUACCGAUCCAGACAAUAUUCCUAAAGACAUAUAAUUUCCAAAUUUAUAAACACGAUGUUGGGAAGUUUUCUUUGAAUUUUAUAACCUGGCUUUUAAACAACUGGCCCCUGUAGUACUGCUUUCAUGUUUCAAAAAAUGGAGGGGAUUAUUAAGCAAUCAUUAAGUAUCCGUUGUUUCUUCCGGACUAGUUGAUCUUGAAAGAUCUCGCUAGAUUGGCACACGGAUCGAUAUCAAUGAGGUUACUCUUAUCAUGUGAAAUAAUAUACCGAUAUACCGCAGCUACUGUAUUUCAUGUUGGAGCCAUAUACAUGACCUAAUAGUAUGAUCGUAGUAAUCAACUCAAGUACAGAUUACUAACAUUACCGCAUCAUUUCAACACUGCAGUUGCGAAGAACUUUCCAGGUAAUGAAUAUACAAAAAUAUUGGGAAGUCAGCCCCUUCCUUCCCUUCCCCAAACUGACAUUACGUGUUUAACAAGGGGCUGAGCCCCCUGAGCCGCCCACCUCUUCUACACCCCUGAGUAGUGAUAAGCGACACACUUUUCAGUAAUGCGCAUACUUGUACCAAAUUUACCCGUGCGUGGACGUUUGAAAACUCCUGUUUUCGUCCGUUGAUGAAAGAUGCAACAAUUUUAUCUUCAUACAUCUAGCAAAAUCCUUAUGAUCCAGGCGUAUGUAAUUCUCUGACUAAAGGCGAUUUGAGGAUGGUGAAAGACAGAAAUCAUCUCAAUAAACUUUUACUCUGUAUCAAACAAGCAACGCACUUUUACUGGAAGAUGAUGUCUAACUCAGGUAUUAAUAUACUUCUUGUAUGUAUAGAACUAAGUUUUUUUCUAAAAGGGUUUUAAAUACUUGUAAUGUACAACUCUAAAGGUUGUAACAUGUAGUGUUUUUCACAUGUAGGAAAUUCAUACGGCAACUAUUUUGACCCAGCCAAAGACUGUUCGUCCAUACUGGACAAAAUUCCCGAUGCCAAAACUGGAGUAUAUUGGAUUAAAACUGACAAUGGACCGAAAAAGGUAGAGAAUAUGUCAUGGAUAAAUAGUUUUGGCUCACAUGUUGACUGCUUAUCCUUAUGCAAAUGAUUCCGGCUUAUCCGUAUUUAUAAUGAGCUUAUUCGGAUUUUUACUAUAAAUUGUACAAAACAUGAACCGUUAUCCGGAUUUUGAAGCAAAAGAUUUUCGAGCCAGUGAUUUUUCUCGGUUGAGUAGCCAAUCUGAAUGUUGGAUUUUGUGAUGGACCACGGUUGAGUGUAUACUGACAAUAAUUAAGAACUGAUAUAAAUCAGUUAACUCAUAUUCGAUAGCUCUGUUCUUCUUCAUAUAGGCUUGGUGUGAUUUGGUUACAGACGGCGGGGGAUUUUUUUGA